Messenger RNA from Colletotrichum orchidophilum, 1572 nucleotides. Its product is annotated as C6 zinc finger protein. Bases 1 to 1572 code for a protein of 523 amino acids. Lineage: Eukaryota; Fungi; Ascomycota; Sordariomycetes; Glomerellales; Glomerellaceae. Gene Ontology annotation, biological process: regulation of DNA-templated transcription. The record is from RefSeq and is a predicted model, not a curated record. Gene Ontology annotation, molecular function: zinc ion binding; DNA-binding transcription factor activity, RNA polymerase II-specific. The transcript has 2 exons.
AUGAAGGAACAUCCGCAUUAUUAUCUCCAGACGCCAGAAUUCCUUCUUCUCCGCACGCUUGCUUGCUACCAAUGUGUUGGUCAACAUUACACGGCCAGGUCAUACUUCCUUCAUCCACUUAGGGGUCACGAGAACGGCUGGUGGCUUCCCUGGAUCGUUUCGGCUCGUGGAGAGGCUUUCCCAGUCGGGGUCGCGGCCUACGCAGACGACCUGAAUCGGAGACACAAUGGCUCGAAAGGGAUACGCAAAGUCAAGUGUGAUGAGACCAAACCGACCUGCAAGCGCUGCACUGCUACCGGCCGGCAAUGCGAUGGCUACAGCCCAGUAACCACCUCGUCAGCAAACAAAUCCGAGCUCCGCCGCUACCGGCCACACCAUGUCUUCCCAGGGGCACACGGCGUCGGUGAGGGCAGGGCCUUGCAGUACUUCUGCCAGGUAGCAGGCCCUUACAUGUCGGGUGCGGUGAAUCCCCAUUUCUGGUCCAAGCUGGUGAUGCAGUUUACCAGCUUCGAGCCCGCAGCACGUCACUCCGUCAUAGCCAUAAGCACUCUCUGCGAACGAGUCCACUUCCAGGAAGAGAUGGCUGAAGAGCUCCGCUUGAAGGACGAACUUUACGCCUUGCAACAUUACAAUGCAGCAAUACACGACCUCAGGACCAUGACCUCAGCUGAGCGAAGCCCCGUUGUACUGCUUGCUUGUCUACUUUUCAUAACCGUCGAAUUCUUACAGUCAAACCGUGACGGAGCGAUCAAGCACUGCAAGCACGGAUUUGAACUUUUAAAAAUUACAAUUAGAGACUACGCCUGGACUAAAGAACACUUACUGCCCCUGUUUCGACGGUUGAGCAUCUUCGCGUUUCUACAUGCGGUCGAUCCUAAGGACUUUCCCGAUCUAGAAGGGCUUGAACAUCCAGUUCCAAGCAGCUUUUCAACAUCUUCCGACGCCCGAAUAAUGAUUGACGACAUAUUCAGUCGCACCAUGCGGCUGGUGCGGAAUGGCGACCCUUAUAGAAUACACCCUGAAGAAUACCAACUUGUGCCGCCUAAUCUACUCGUUGAGCAAGCCAAACUCGCAUCAUCACUAGAUCAGUGGAAAAUCCUAUUUGACGAGCUCGAGGCCCGUCCUUCAUCGCCACCGAGCGACUCUGUGCCCGGUCUAGAGACUCUGACAAAGACGUUGCAAUACAUUCUUUUAUCACGCUACGAAUGCUGCAGGAUAUGGCUGAAUACGGCGUUCGGCGACGGAGGGUACGACUACGAAAAUCAUCUGGCGGCCUUCAAAGCAAUUUCCACGGAUGCAGGGAUUGUGGAUCCAGAGGUUCUUGCAACCUUCGAGGGGUCUCCUUAUUUCACAUUCGAUACCGGCUAUCUCCCUUCAAUCUCACUAGCUGCAACAAGAUGUUCGCAUUUGGAGACGACGUUAAAGAACCUGAGGUUGAAGCCGCUUCCAGGUCUUCCAAGGGAGAACAUGUGCCUCCCCGCCCAGGCCGGAGUUUGCAUGUGCGAAGCGAGACCAACACCUUCACCGAACCAAACUAGUGCAGACCUUGAGCGAUUUGAGAUUGUUGAUUGA